AUGUAUCUCUUACCAUUGUUACUCGUAAACCUCUUUUUGGGCUUAAAUGCCCACUUCACUUUGGGACUCGCUGGCGCUGGACUCGCUGGUGCGGGACUCGCUGGUGCGGGACUCACUGGUGCAGGAGUCGCUGGUGCGGGACAAGGUUUCGCAGGACAGGCUGCCGCUGGACUAACUGCCGCUGGACAGGUUGCUGCUGCACAAGCUUUUGCGGGAUUAACUGCCGCUGAACAAUCUGCGGCACAAGUUGUUGCUGAACAAAUUGCCGCUGGACAAGCCUUUGGAGGACAAGCUGCUGCUGAACAAACUGCUGCUGGACAAGCUGCUGCACAAAUUGCCGCUGAACAAGCCACUGCUGGACAAGUUGCUGCUGGACAGGCUGCUGCCGGACAAGUUGCCGCUGGACAAGCUGCUGCCCAGAUUGCCGCUGAACAGGUUGCCGCUGGACAAGCCUUCGCUGAACUAAGUGCUGUUGAACAAGCUGCUGCACAUGUUGCUGCUGCUCAGAUUGCCGCCGCCCAGGCCACUGCAGGAUUAACUGCCGCAGAACAAGCCGCUGCACAGAUUGCCGCAGGACAAAUUGCCGCAGGACAAGUUGCCGCUGGACAAGCCUUCGCAGGACAAACUACUGCUGAACAAGCUGCUGCACAGGCUAUUGCUGCACAGGUUGCUGCUGGACAAGUUGCUGCUGGACAGACUGCUGCAGGACUAACUGCCGCUGAACAAGCUACUGCACAGGCUGUCGCUGGACAGAUUGUUGCUGGUCAAGCUGUUGCAGGAAAUGCUGCUGCUGCUAAACAAGCUGCUGUACAAAUUGCCGCUGGACAAAUUGCCGCUGGACAAGCCUUGGCUGGACUAAGUGCCAUUGAACAAGCUGCUGCACAAAUUGCUGCUGGGCUGCCGCUGGACAAGCCGCCGCUGGACACGCUACUGCUGGACAGGCUGCCUGCUGGACAAGCCGCCGCUGGACAAGCCGCCGCUAGACAUGCAACUGCUGGACACGCUGCCGCUGGACAAGCUGCCGCUGGACAAGCUGGUGCGAGAAAAGCUAGACAUAUUGCUGCUGGACAGGCUGCCGCAGGUCUCGCUGGCGCUGGAGUUGCUGGUGCCGGACUUGCUGGAGCAGGAUUCGCUGGUGCUGGAUUCGCUGCCGUAGGACAAGCUGCUGCUGGACAAGCUGCUGCUAGACAAGUUGCCGCUGGACAAAUCGCCGCUGGACAGGCUUUUGCAGGACUAACUGCUGCUGAACAAGCUACUGCACAAGUUGUUGCUGAACAGGUUGCCGCUGGACAAGCCUUUGCGGGACAAACUGCUGCUGGACAAGCUGCUGCACAAAUUGCCGCUGAACAGGUUGCUGCUGGACAAGCUACCGCUGGACAGAUUGCCGCUGGACAAAUGGCCGCUCGACAAGCUGCUGCCCAGAUUGCCGCUGGACAGUUUGCCGCUGGACAGGCUUUUGCUGCUGGAUUAACUACUGUUGAACAAGCCGCUGCACAGAUUGCCGCAGGACAGAUUGCCGUUGGACAGGCCAUGGCGGGACUCAGUGCCGCUGAACAAGCUGCAGCAGAGAUGGCCGCUGCACAAAUUGCUGCUGAACAAGUUGCCGCUGGACAAGCCUUCGCAGGACUAGCUGCUGCUAAACAAGCUGCUGCUGCACAAGUUGCUGCUAGACAGAUUGCUGCUGCACAAAUUGCCGCUGGACAGGCCUUCGCCGGACUAACUGCCGCUGAACAAGCUGCUGCACAAACUGCUGCUGCACAAGUUGCCACUGGACAAGCAGCCGCGGGACUAACUGCUGUUAAACAAGCUGCUGCUCAAGUUGCUGCUGCACAGAUUGCUGCUGGACAAGCUUUGGUGGGACUAACUGCUGCUGAACAAGUUGCUGCACAAAUUGCUGCUGGAGAAAUUGCCGCUGAACAGAUUGGCGCUGGACAGGCUGCCGCUGAACAGUUUGGAGCAAGACAAGCUUUUGCAGGAGUAGCUGGUGCUAGAUUUGCCAGACAUGUUGCUGAACAGGCUGCCGCUGGUCAGACUGCUGCUGGACAUGUUGCCGCAGGACAAGCUGCUGCUGGACAUGCUGCUGCUGCUGGGCAUGCUGCUGCUGCUGGACAUGCUGCCGUUGGAUAUGGUACUGCUGCUGGAAAAGCUACCGCUGGACAUGUUGCUGCUGGACAGGCUGCAGCCGGACAAGCUGGUGCGAGAAAGGUUAGACAUGUUGCUGCUGGACAAGCUGCUUGGGGACAUGCUGCCGCUGGACAGGCUGCUUUUGGACAAGCUGCUGCAGGACAGGGCUUUAUGGGAGUAGCUGGCGCUGGGCAGGCUGCUGCUGCUCAAGCUGCCGCUAGACAGGCUGCCGCUAGACAAGCUGCCGCUGGACAAGCUGCCUAUGGACAGGCUGGCGCUGGACAAGCUGCUUUUGGACAAGCUGCUUUUGGACAAACUGCCACAGGACAGGGAUUUAUGGGAGUAGCUGGCGCUGGUCACGCUGCUGCCGCUAGACAAGCUGCCGCUGGACAAGCUUCCUUUGGACAAACUGCCGCAGGACAGGGAUUUAUGGGAGUAGCUGGCGCUGGUCGGGCUGCUGCCGCUCAAGCUGCCGCUAGACAGGCUGCCACUAGACAAACUGCUGCUGGACAGGCUGCUUAUGGACAAGCUGGUUACGGACAGGCUGCCGCUGGACAAGCCACCUUUGGACAAGCUGCUGCAGGACAAGGAUUUAUGGGAGUAGCUGGUGCUGGUUAUGCUGCUGCCGCUAGACAAGCUGCCACUGGACAAGCUGGUGUAGGAUUGGUUGGCGCAAUGAGGACUGGCGCAGGAAGAGCUAGUGCCUUAGCAGUAGCUGCUUAA
Molecule: messenger RNA, 2847 nt
Organism: Monomorium pharaonis (pharaoh ant)
Lineage: Eukaryota; Metazoa; Arthropoda; Insecta; Hymenoptera; Formicidae
Product: spidroin-1-like
Exons: 2
Coding region: 1-2847 (948 amino acids)
Biological process (GO): coenzyme A metabolic process
Molecular function (GO): hydroxymethylglutaryl-CoA reductase (NADPH) activity
Source: RefSeq, a predicted model, not a curated record